AUGAAAUCAAACAAUCUACGGGUUGACCAGAAACAGAGGAAAUUAACUCAGUUAGCAUCAACACACAACCAAUAUCAACCAUUUUCUUCUUAUUAUCUUUGGUAUCUAAUAGACAGAUUUCAUUUUAUCAUUGAUGAUAUUCAAUCAAUUUUAACAUUUACGAAAAACACUUGUUUUAAUGAAUUUGCGAACAAAUUUAUGAACGAAAGACAAAAGGCUGAAUUAGAAGGAAAUAAAGGAAAAAGUUUAUUUUGCAAGAUUUCACUUAAUGGAUCAUAUGGUUACGAUGCAAUGAAUAGACAAAAUUACGCAAAGACUAAAAUAAUGAAUGCACAGAAGGCACGCGUUGCAUGUAUGCCAAAUAAGUUUAAAAACAUAAGAGAAAUAGGUGAGGAUACAUAUCAAGUGAUGCUUAAAGAUAGAUUUUAUAGAUGUGAUACAUGUUUACAAGAGGCAUUCUUCACUUUAGAUAACGCAAAAUACUGGUAUUUAGUUUUCAUUUAUGAUUUUAUGUAUAAAUGCAUGAAUGUUAAUCGUUUUCAUUUCAUUGAAGGUGAUACUGAUUCAUCUUAUUGGGCAAUCGCUGGCGAUCCAAGUCUUCCUAACACUCAAGCAUUUCAAGCAAUUGUUACCGAUAAACAAUUUUAUGAUAAAAACAUUUUCAAAUUCGCACCAUUUGAUUUCUUCUGUUUUGAUGAGAAAUUUAAACCUAAAUUAAAGAAUAAAGCUGAAGAAAAAGCACAUGAGAAGAAGUUAUUGGGUUUAGCAAUUGAGAAACAAGGUGAUAACAUGGUUGCUUUAUGCCCCAAGUGUUAUACAUCAUUUAACGGUUCAAUUGAUGGAAGUGAUUUUAAAAAGAUUGCACAAAAAAUGAAAG
Molecule: messenger RNA, 877 nt
Organism: Trichomonas vaginalis G3
Lineage: Eukaryota; Parabasalia; Trichomonadida; Trichomonadidae
Product: DNA/RNA polymerases family
Exons: 1
Biological process (GO): DNA replication
Molecular function (GO): DNA binding; nucleotide binding; DNA-directed DNA polymerase activity
Source: RefSeq, a predicted model, not a curated record